Messenger RNA from Huiozyma naganishii CBS 8797, 891 nucleotides. It is a transcript of the gene NTR2, whose product is annotated as Ntr2p. Bases 1 to 891 code for a protein of 296 amino acids. The transcript has a single exon. Gene Ontology annotation, biological process: spliceosomal complex disassembly. Gene Ontology annotation, cellular component: U2-type post-mRNA release spliceosomal complex. NCBI's taxonomy places the organism in Eukaryota, Fungi, Ascomycota, Saccharomycetes, Saccharomycetales, Saccharomycetaceae. The record is from RefSeq and is a predicted model, not a curated record.
AUGGCUUUGAAGAAGAGAAGUAAGAUAAAAUUACCGGCCUUAGUGAACGAUGACGAAGAUGAUGAUUAUAAAAAGCAGACUAGUAACACUCUACUCCCGCAACUAAGCGAGAGCGACGAUGAAAAUGACAAUGCAGAUGUAACAAUUAAGCUCGAGAAGAGCAGAGCCAGAAGAAAUAAACUUCGAGCCACUUUUGAAACACAGGACAGAGUACCUGAACCAUCGAGUAAUAUACUUUACCAUGAUGAGAUCGACCUUUUGAAACAGAAAAAAGAGAGGAAGGAUGAUACUCAAGAAGUAGUCUUGAACAUGGAGGACAUGGUCGAAAGAGGCGACAUUUCUGAUACCGAAGUUGUGUCCCCCAACAACGAGAAGAUUAGACCGAAGACAAAUGUACAAUUGGAGGAAACGAAAUAUUUCAAAAUGCUCAAUUCUGAAGACAAGUCUGACAUCAUAGACACAAUAAAUCGACAAGGUGGAGUAGAAAAAGAUAAUGAAAGAGACGACAUUGCUGAUUUCGUGAUGACAGAGUUUGAGGAUGAGCGACUAGCCUUAACUUCCAAAGAAUUACGAAGGCAAGUGGAGCUCAAAAGAAGACUUAUCAAGGAAACCCUGCAGAACGAUGAGCAUGGUUCUUCGGAUGAGCAAGAAUGGGAGGAGCACGUUUUAGAGAAGAAUCAAGUGAAGCUUGAUCAGGGGCUGAAAUUGCCCGAGUUGAGCGAACUUGAUGAGAAAGAUAUAAACGAGGAUAUUGACACCCUUCUUAAGCGGCAAAAUGUGAAGCUGGACCGAGUAAAGUUACAAAACAAACAUGCACAAGAAGAGUACCACACUCUAGAAAAGGAAAGAGAUACUCUACUGGACUCAUUGAAUAGCAUUUCAUUCACUUAG